CCCUGACCACCAUACUGUACAUUAUUAUCUUAGAUACCACUGCCCCAUCAUUCUUUAAAAUUAAAUUAUUGAUAGCUCAGUGUUUCUGCAGUUCCAUAGGGUUAACAGUGUGCAGAACUAAAGGAGAUCAGGAGGAGGUUGGAAUUGGAGAUUUAAGCUAGGAGUCUUUUUUUCAAGGGAUAAUGUCAAUGACAUGAGCUUCUAAUUGGAAAGAUUUGUCUUUAUCAGUGUGUGCUGCCCCCCUCAGCACCAGAUUAAGAAAAGAUGUUAAUCCUUGACUUAGCUCAGGCCCAUCUUCACUAGACUGUGGGGAGAUACAAAGACGUGUUACCAUGCAGCUGGUGCACACCCUUCUGCUUCUCUUUGCAUUCAGUAUACAAGAAGGCAAAGGCUUACAGUGUUUCUCCUGUGUGGGUUCCAAUGAUGAAGAAUGUAAUCGGCAAGGUUCACAAGAAUGUCCCAGAGACUCAGAUGCAUGUGCCAUAAUACGUGGCCAGUCCAGUGGAGUGAUGAAGUCCUGCUCCUUCAAGUCAUUCUGUGACCGGGCACUGCAAGGUGGCUCCAAAGCUGCUGGUGUCAACAUCCAAUGCUGCUUCUCCAACAACUGCAAUAGUGGCACCCAGGGAUCUAGUAAGCAGAUCAGUGGCAGCUAUGCACGUCUUCUAGUGGCCCUUACGUUAGGUUUCUGCCUCUUGGUCAUCAGCUGAUAGAUUGAUGUACUUCAACUCAACUUUAUCAAGUCCUUGCCUACCAACUAUGAACACAUCUGAAAAGGUACAGAUGGAGCAAACUUGUUUACACUCAAGAAGUGCCGCUAUGGAAAGCAGAUGAUGGUUUCCUGACUUUAGAUUAGGCGCACUAAACAACACCAAAGAAAGAACCCUAACUGGUGUUUAGCUAACUUCUGGACUGCAUAACGCUUAACCAACCUCUCAACGAAUUGUCUCUACAAUUGGUUAAAGGACUUGUCCCCAUUUGAAAAUUGUUCUUGGGUUGAUGUCCACUCAAGUCAAGAUCCAUGGGUGUCUCCAUGGUAACCAAAGCUAUGUUUUUCAUUAGGAAGACUGAAGAUGUGCAAAGAUCUGUUAACAGUAGCAGCCAAUCAGAAUUUAGUAUAUUUAUAUCAGGUCAGAAAAAUGCAAUUCUGAAGGCUGCUAUGGCUAUAGUUGUAAAAGAGCAGUGUGUACAGCAUGCUAUUACGAACCAUUUGUGAAGUUUUUGGCAAGCUUUGAGCAACUUUGUUGAAGCCUCUUCAGUUCCAGUUUGGGAAAUGUUAAAGUGGAUGUAAACCCGAUUCAUGAAAUUUGAGCUGGGCACAUAUAUCUGCAGUAUUUUGUUAUCUCUCUUCAAAGAGCUAUGUCCCGUAACUCUCUCCUGACCUGUUCCUCUGUUAUCAGCCUGAUAACUCCUGAAAAUUCUCGGACACAUCAGAUAAAAGCAGCCUACAUUUCUAUCCGGGGAGGUUGGUAAAAUAGAUUAGCAGGGAGCUGGCCCUGUUACAAAACACCUCUGAGAGUCUCUGCCUA
Rana temporaria (common frog) is the source of this 1526-nucleotide messenger RNA. RefSeq names its product urokinase plasminogen activator surface receptor-like. Bases 333 to 707 code for a protein of 124 amino acids. NCBI's taxonomy places the organism in Eukaryota, Metazoa, Chordata, Amphibia, Anura, Ranidae. The transcript has 3 exons. The record is from RefSeq and is a predicted model, not a curated record.